AUGUCGCCCCGAGGCGGCCACCUCAAAGAUGAGGGUUCGAAACUCCAAGUCGUGUCAGCCGGCGCCAUAGCUGGCCUCGUCUCUCGAUUCAUCGUCGCCCCCCUUGACGUCGUCAAGAUCCGCCUCCAGCUCCAGCCGUACUCGCUCUCCGACCCCUUGGCCCCCUUGCGCGAAGCACCCGCCUACCGCGGCACCGUCCGCACCAUCAAGCACAUCCUCAGGCAUGAAGGGCUCACGGGCCUGUGGAAGGGCAACGUGCCCGCCGAGCUAAUGUACGUGUGCUACUCGGCCGUCCAGUUCACCACGUACCGCUCCACCACCGUCUUCCUGCAGACCGCGCUGCCCAACACGCGCAUGCCCGACUCGGCAGAGACGUUUGUCGCCGGCGCCGUCUCCGGGGCUGCGGCCACGGGGGCUACGUACCCUCUGGACCUGCUAAGGACGCGGUUCGCCGCCCAGGGGAGGCAUCGCGUCUACUCGUCUCUGCGCGGUGCGCUGUGGGACAUUUAUCGUGACGAGGGACCCAAGGGCUUCUUUCGUGGCCUGGGGCCGGCACUGGGCCAGAUCAUCCCCUUUAUGGGCAUCUUCUUCGCCUCCUACGAAGGCCUGCGGCUUCAGCUUGGCCACCUCCACCUCCCCUGGGGCAGCGGCGAUGCCACGGCCGGCAUCAUCGCCAGUGUCGUUGCAAAAACGGCCGUCUUCCCGCUCGAUCUCGUCCGCAAGCGCAUCCAGGUUCAGGGCCCCACCCGGAGCAAGUAUGUGUACAAAGAUAUUCCCAUCUACACCUCCGCGGUACGAGGUAUCCAGUCAAUAUACCGAACAGAGGGUCUGCGAGGCCUGUACAAGGGUCUCCCAAUCAGCCUUGUUAAAGCUGCUCCCUCGAGCGCAAUUACACUUUGGACGUAUGAACGAAGCUUGAAGCUUCUAAUGAGCUUUGAUAAAGAUGAAAAGGAAGCGUCGAUAUGA
Messenger RNA from Trichoderma harzianum CBS 226.95, 966 nucleotides. RefSeq lists its product as hypothetical. Lineage: Eukaryota; Fungi; Ascomycota; Sordariomycetes; Hypocreales; Hypocreaceae. Gene Ontology annotation, biological process: thiamine pyrophosphate transmembrane transport. The transcript is spliced from 3 exons. The record is from RefSeq and is a predicted model, not a curated record. Gene Ontology annotation, cellular component: mitochondrial inner membrane. Bases 1 to 966 code for a protein of 321 amino acids. Gene Ontology annotation, molecular function: thiamine transmembrane transporter activity.